AUAAAUAAACAGCAGCGCCCCCGGUGCCUCUACCAGUCUACCCACACACACACAUAGGCCGGGUCAGAGUUCCAUCAGAGCAGCUAGCCAUGGCGCCCUACGAUUCCGAGCCCCUUGAUCACUCCCUGGAGCUCCAUGAGCUUCACUACCAGCUGAUCCUGAUACAGCACUGGUGUGGCACUAGCAAAGCAAACCAAGUAGAAGUCGCAUCUCCCGGAGGCUUUAACAAGCUGGGAAACAUGGUCGCUAACGAUUGGGAUCUAGAAGAUCCCUGCCAAAACGGGAAAAUAGUUGCGCACGCUAAGGGUCUGCAUGUCCAAGCUAGCAGAGAAGAAGCAAGCUGGCAUGCUUCGUUUGACAUCGUCUUCGAGCAAGGCAGCGGGUUGGAAGGGUCCACACUCCAAGUAAUGGGGCCUAAUGUAUUCAAGGGAGAGUGGUCAAUCGUUGGAGGCACCGGAAAACUUACUAUGGCUCGAGGCGUCAUAUACAAGAAAUACCUAACGACGGUCGAUAGCACAUCCAAAAUUGACCUUCAGAUCCAUGCCUUCUACAUCCCCAUGGAACGAAAAGAUGCCGGAACUUCUGGAAAAAAUGUUUGGCGCUGGUAAUUAAAAUGACCGGCGAUGUAUCGUUGUUGCAGACGGCAUAUGUGUGUGUACCAACUUUGAGAUGUAUGGAUCGGAGAAUACUCUUCCUGUGCUUUUAUUAUAUAGUAUUUAUUUUCAAUAUAGGAUUCCGCAGAAGAAUCCAUAUAUGUUGUGUUCUUUCAACUCCGGGGUACGUGGUCGUCGUCAAUAAAUAGUGUGGUACUAUUUCGUGUGGAUGUAGUGUGUGCCACUAUUGUUUUUCUUCACGGAUGGAGUAUAAAAGUUCAGAGGUGUUGUCAUUGCUUAGUGCUAUCAACAACCAUGUUUGACGAGAAAUCCUCACUUUUAGGUCCUGUUUGUUUUAUAAUGCAGCUUAUAUAUAUAGUCAUAUAGAUUAUAUAA
Zea mays is the source of this 989-nucleotide messenger RNA. RefSeq lists its product as uncharacterized. The coding region runs from base 90 to 608 and encodes 172 amino acids. NCBI's taxonomy places the organism in Eukaryota, Viridiplantae, Streptophyta, Magnoliopsida, Poales, Poaceae. The record is from RefSeq and is a predicted model, not a curated record. The transcript is spliced from 3 exons.